UACCUUUUCCCUCCUUUUCCAACUUCAAUGAGCAUCUUCCACCGCCCUCCGCCGUCCUCCUCCGCCCUCAAAUGGCUCGGCUUAGUUACCGCCGUCUGGGUCCAAUCCAUCUCCGGCAACAAUUACACCUUCUCCAACUACUCCGCUGCCCUCAAAUCCCUCAUGAACCUCUCUCAACUCCAACUCAACAAUCUCUCCGUCGCAAAAGACCUCGGAAAGGCCUUUGGUCUUCUCGCCGGCAUCGCCUCCGACCGCCUCUCCACAUCCCUCCUCCUCCUCAUCGGAUCCAUCGAGGGCCUUAUUGGCUACGGCGCUCAAUGGCUCGUCGUCAGUCAAAAAAUCAACCCACUCCCUUACUGGCAGAUGUGUAUCUUUCUUUGUAUGGGAGGUAAUAGUACCACUUGGAUGAACACCGGCGUGCUUGUUACUUGCUUAAGAAACUUCCGGCGAAACAGAGGCACCGUUUCCGGUAUUCUCAAAGGCUAUAUCGCUCUCAGCACCGCCAUUUUCACCGAUAUCUGUUCCGCUCUUUUCUCCGAUAAUCCCUCUUCUUUUCUCGCUCUCCUCUCCCUCGUCCCCUUCGCCGUUUGUCUCACUGCUAUUCUUUUCCUCCGUGAAAUCCCCUGCUCCGCCGAUAACGAAACAGAGGACUCCAGAUACUUCUGGAUACUCAACGCUGUUUCCGUCAUUGUCGCCGUCACUCUCUUGGCCUUCGAUUCGAUCCCAAAUCCCACCUCAUCUAUAUCGAGAAUCUUCUCCAUCGUAUUGCUGAUUUUUCUCGCUUCACCUCUGGCAAUCCCACUCCACUCGUUCCUGAAGAACAGAGGUCGGUCCGGUGAGAUCGCAGAGGCGUUGCUGGCGGAUGAGAGUGUGGCGGAGGGUGUGGUAGAGGGGCAGCCGGUGAUCGGAGAAGAUCACACGAUUGUUGAGGCGAUGAAGACGGUUGAAUUUUGGAUUCUGUUUGGGUCGUUUCUGUGUGGAGUGGGCACGGGAUUGGCAGUAAUGAACAAUAUGGGACAGAUUGGAUUGGCUCUUGGAUACGACGACGUUUCCAUCUUCAUAUCUCUGAUGAGCAUUUGGGGGUUCUUUGGCCGUAUUCUAUCGGGAUCGGUGUCGGAGCAUUUCAUCAGGAAAGAUGGAAUGCCAAGGCCACUAUGGAACGCAGCUUCUCAAGUUCUAAUGGCACUUGGCUACAUUCUCUUAGCCAUUGCCAUGCCUGGUUCCUUAUACAUCGGCUCAAUCAUCGUAGGGAUCUGCUACGGCGUUCGUCUUGCCAUCACCGUCCCGAUGGCCUCUGAAGUCUUUGGUCUCAAAAACUAUGGCAUGAUCUACAACGUUCUAAUCCUCAACCUCCCUCUCGGUUCGUUCCUCUUCUCGGGGCUACUGGCCGGGAUCCUUUACGACAUGGAGGCGACAAGAAGGAAGGGAGGUGGCAAUUCGUGUGUGGGAGGACAUUGUUAUAGGCUUGUGUUUGUUGUAAUGGCUUGUUCAUGUGUGAUAGGGUUUGCUAUGGACUUGUUUUUGGCCUCUAGAACCAAGAGAUUGUACUCCAAAAUGAGGGUUCUUAUAAAGAGUUAAAAGGUGACAAAGCCAUUUGGUCUUUACUUGCAUCUCUACAGAUAUAUGUUUUUUUCCCCUUUAUUCUUGAAGUCUUAAAUAGUUAUUACUGUUUCGAAAAAUAAUACAUUAUUGUAAAUAUGA
This is a messenger RNA of Benincasa hispida (wax gourd), 1701 nucleotides long. Its product is annotated as protein NUCLEAR FUSION DEFECTIVE 4-like. The record is from RefSeq and is a predicted model, not a curated record. Lineage: Eukaryota; Viridiplantae; Streptophyta; Magnoliopsida; Cucurbitales; Cucurbitaceae. Gene Ontology annotation, cellular component: membrane.